Durusdinium trenchii is the source of this 1453-nucleotide messenger RNA. The record is from the annotation of a GenBank genome assembly. Lineage: Eukaryota; Dinophyceae; Suessiales; Symbiodiniaceae.
AGGCUCUCCGUCUUGCUUCGCCUCCAGGCCUCAUGUUUGUCUUCACCAUGUCGUACAUCAAGAUGCCGUUGAUCACCGUCCACCAGGCCGUCGAGAACUCCUCCCAUGGCAGCUGUAGAUGUUGUCCCUGUUGUUGUUGUUGUCGGUGUUGUGCUUAAAGUCCUCACAACAUCGACAUGGCUGGUUCAAAGGGCAAAAGAGACACUGGAAAGUAUUUACAGAAGCUCUACCUGCUUCUUCGAAGGCUGGAUCAGAACCGGCGUCAACAGAUCCUCGCAGGCCUCAGCGAGGUGCAGCGGCGGGAGUUAGAGCGCUGGAUGUUGGAGUAUAAAUCCACACAAAAUCACGGCGACCAGGUACAGGCGCUAACGCCAGACUGGAGCCGUCGAGCAGGUGCGAGCAAAUUCUUCUCGCUACGAGGAGCACAGGAGCAUUUGCUCUUCGCAUCGAUUGGAAAGCAGCGAACUCCCAUCAAAGUGGCUAUCGUUUGCGCGAUUGUGACAACCAUCAUCACCUAUUUACUCUACAAGGUCUAUGUCGACAGUAUGCUUCGGAGACGCUCUGAACAUCAGGAGGAGGAAGAGGUGACGAAGCCCAAAGCUGUGCCCAAGUCGCCCAAGCGGGAGCGAAGCAGCAAAGCCUUGGCGGCCAAGCCUGACGAGAGCAAGUUGUGUUGCUACGACGGCCUCAUGCGCUUCGCCAGUUCCCGUGGGACAGUCGAGGCGAAGGCGUCGCGGCCCAACUUCUCAGGCACCUGGAGUUGUGUGAAGGCGGAGGGCGAUCUCGAUGGUCUUUAUGCAGCCAUGGGCUUGGGAUACUUCGCCCGCUGUGCGUUGGAACGAGCCCAGUGGGGCGCGGGGCACUUGAGCCGGACCUAUGAGCAUCAAGGUGAUCACGUUAAGCUGGUGCAGAAGGCCACUGAAGAGACCACGCAGGAGUUCGACAUCAAUGGCACUCCACAGAAGGUUUCACAGGGUGAUGGCGUGGUGAUCCAAACCACUUCCUGGGAUGAUGAAGAGGAGGGCGUGCUCCUCUUUGAAACGAAGGACUUGUUAGGUUGCGAUCCCAAUUCAUGGACCCAUUGCCGUCAAUAUCUUCAAGGAGAGGAACUGGUCAUCGAGGUUCGUGGAGCCCGUGGACAUCGUGCGGUUUGGACCUAUCACCGCGCCCUCUCGUGAGGGCGUGCUCCUCUUGUUGUUGUGAUGUUCGUUGCUGAACAAAGGUCCACUUCAGGAUUGAAAACAACAUUGGAGGCCAAGUUGUUGGGACCAGGUGUUUUCAGCUGUUGAUUUGCACUGAAGUGCCUGCCGCGCCUGCGCAGAAAGAUGCAUCUCCAGGGCUAUCCAGGGCUGUGACAGGAAGACUCCAGGAUUCGUCUCUAGAGAUGGAGCCCUGCAAGGUAAAAGCACCAUGCAAAGCAUGUCAAAGAGUCUAAAACCUGCAGUAGCUUCUU